Canariomyces notabilis is the source of this 2927-nucleotide messenger RNA. RefSeq lists its product as uncharacterized. The transcript is spliced from 4 exons. Gene Ontology annotation, molecular function: histone acetyltransferase activity. Bases 132 to 2663 code for a protein of 843 amino acids. The record is from RefSeq and is a predicted model, not a curated record. Gene Ontology annotation, cellular component: transcription factor TFIIIC complex. Gene Ontology annotation, biological process: transcription initiation at RNA polymerase III promoter. Lineage: Eukaryota; Fungi; Ascomycota; Sordariomycetes; Sordariales; Chaetomiaceae.
GAGCUCUCUGGUCGAAACAUCUGCAUGUUUUUGUACGAUCUCGUACAAAGACUGAUCUCAAUCCAUCAAAUCGUGUGCUGGAGCGGUUCAGAUCGUCAAGCACUUCUACAUUAUCCUCUCAUCUGACAUGCAUGAAGUUCCUCCCUCUCCGGGAAAUCACGCUCAACUCACGACCGUUAGUCAAGCGAGCCAUUCAAUUCUCCUGCGACGGAGAUCUCGCUGUCACUGCGGAUGACUCCGUGCACAUUUUCGUGCCCGAGUUUCCGGACCUGUCCAAGCAUAGGGAAAGUCGGAAGCGUCAGUCAGGUAUCCAGGACCGUGGACUCGCUGUCGAAGAGGCCUGGUCCGGUGAAGACAAGUCGUCUUCAUCUGAGGAAGACGGCGAGGGCAAUGCAGUUCCCAGAAGAUACAACUAUCAGCCCUUUCGGUCCCAAUACUCCGAGGGGAGCAAGCACAUGCCUGUUUCAUACCCUCCCCUAGAUCCCCGCGUCAACAGAGAACUCUACACUGCCGCAAACCUUCCAUUCCCUUACGAGGGUGCCGUUGACGCUGAUGCCGAAGCCCGGUCAAACGAUAGCAGCGAUGAAUCGGUCGGAUCUGAGGCAUAUGGCUCGGACGGCAAUGAGGGUGAGGGUGCCGGUCUCGGUUUUAACCGACCCUACGGCGCAGGCUAUGGCCCCAUCAGUGGGGUUGGUAGCAGCAUGAACCACGUUGUGUCCAUUGCCUGGUCGCCAUCCGGGCUGGGCGUGAAUCGCCGCCCUGUCUUGGCCGUCCUGACUGGCUCAGGCACGCUCACCAUGUACGGGGAGAGCAGCGCGUUUACAAACAUCUUGCCACGCGCCAACGAAGGGAUGUUGCAGCGCCGCGAGCUAAAUUCCUGGAUCGUGCUGUGGGGCGUUGGCGAACGCUUGAUGGUUCCGGGGCAGCAGACCGAAAUCAGCGAGUGCAUUCGUGGCUUCGCCUGGGCACGUGAGAUGGCUCCCGGUCAGGCUCUACUGGCUACCAUCAACGAUUUGAAUGAGAUAGCCAUCAUUAGCGUUCAGACUGUCUCCGUAAAGGACGAGACCAAGGCCAAGGGCGACUUGUCGUUCCAGAUAGAACCGACUGAGACUGUAGUUUGGUUAGUGCGCGAAGUUGCGCGCUUCAAGGCUGAGGGACCACAUACGACAACAGAUCCGAUGGAUCCGGAUUUUGUCCCUUGUGGCACUUCAUUUGGUCUCAGUUGGAGCCCAUGGCUGGAGACCGGCGGCUCAUGCACCAGCCUUCUUUCCUUCAUUGACCGGAACUACGUCGGCUUCAGAAGAAUCACCGUAAAGGAGCCUUGGAUCAGGGGCGAGGCACCGAACCUUGUGGUCGAAAGCAAGGAUAUAGGUGGAAGAUGCCUGCACUUGUCGAGCGACGCAUUCGUGGAGUUCGAGGAUGGCAUCUGGACACAAGGCCCUAGCAGCUCGUGUCGGGGAAUAAUUGUCACUGGCUUUCGAAUAAAGCCCUUUGAAGUAGUCGUAUCUGGCGGCCCAACCUCCGCGCAGGAGAAGCAUAGAAUAUGGGACUGCGAGACGGCAUAUGAUUAUGCUACUGACCGGGCUUCUCAGAAUCCCAUUGUCGACCUUGUGAUUCACCCACCCGAUCUCGGGAACCCGACACCGACUCCGCUCUACACUCUGAUUCGCAUGUCCGCUACCCCUACAACUAAGGAUUGGUACGAAACCAACGUCCCUCCUACCGUAAACACGAUGGUAGACUCGCGACCACAGUGGGUCCGGUCCAUCGCGCAAAAGCUCGAAGUUCAGAUCCCCGUCGAUAUGUACCUCAAGCGUAGUUACAACGGUGAGAGCGAAUCGGACGAAGGUACCGGCUCGGGUUCAGAGAACGACGUUGAAGGCGAUAUGGAUGAGCUCGGCGUGGAAUCAGAUGAUGACGAGAACGUCAACAGUGAGCUCGGCUAUAAUCAGAUUGUCGAAACACCAGAAAUCCACCCUUAUCGGUUCCGCCUUCACGGCCUAACUCUCUCUCCGGGCGGUGGAGUAGCCGCUGUCCUUGCCAGCAGUCACAGCACCCAGCACCCAGAACGAGGUGGAUGGCAUACUGUGCGAUCGAGCGUUCUGUUUGGGUACAAACCGCGGCGGAGGCGGAAGCACCAAGAACCACAGAACUCGAACGACCUAGCAGACAGCCAACUGAUCGACCCGCAAGUCAUGAACAUGAACAUGGACCUUGACAACACCAAGAGUGACGUCAACUCUCAACUCACCACCGAGGCCAAACUUUUUGAGUACCUCUACGGCGGGGGACCAGAGGUGCCAGGCAUACACUAUUACCCAGCAGACAGCGCUGACGGUGAGCAACGUGGCAACCGCGAAGCACUACGCCGCCUGUUUGGCCACGCCGUAGCGAACCAAGUGUGCGACCUAUGCGGCGCCAAGAUGGACAUUCGUAAGGGCAAGCUUAGCGGUUGCAAAAAUGGGCAUUUCUUUGGGACGUGCGCUACCUCUGGGUUGGCGGUGCAAACGCCCGGCGGCACGCGAAGCUGUGGAGCAUGCGGACUCAGGACCAUGAGGGUCGAGGUGCUUAUGGAGAAGAUGCCCGAGGACAAGAGGGAGGAAGUGAGAAAAGCUGUUGGGGAAGGGGUAUGUGGUGCCUGCGGCGGGAAGUUCUUGAGUUGAUGACCCGGCCGCGGAGGGCUAGCAGGCAAGGGACAGUAUGGAUAUGGGGAGUAGAUCUGCCUCAGUGAGAGUAAUCCGGGGUUUUGCUAUCCCAAGGAACUCGUGCCGAUAUAUUAUAUACACUAGAGCGAUCAUCACGCCUGUUUAAAGGUAUCCUGGAUUUGCUUACUGCUCAUCGCUGGAGCCGCCACUUGGGCUGGAUAUCACCCCAACGUCGCUUGAAAGAUGCAGGUUUAAACACUAAGAAGGCCUUCCUAAGCUGAC